UUUUUUUUUUUCUUUUUUUUUUUUUCUUUGUUUCUUUUCCUUGUUGCAUUGGAGUUUUCGCAAGUGAACAAAGUCUUCGCCAUCCAACCACCAAAACCAACCGCCGCCCCCGAACGACAAACCGACCCCCCCCACCACAGCGGAAGACACUUGGACAAGCACACCAACUGCCUCACCAUUCAAAACAACAUACCCCGCUCUCCUCACGCUCUCCCUUGCCAGGCGAUGAUGGUCGUUAACAUCCACCUCAAGUGCGGCCCGUUGGAAGACGUUGGCUCAUACACUGCGCCGCCACGACCGUCGCCCGCCGACCCGUCCACCCCAACCUCGCUCGCAGCCACACAGCCCGACGCCUUCCUUGCGCCGCUCGUUGCUCUCGCCAUCGAGAAGUUCCCGCGAGCCGGAUUUGGCACAACCGCACCGCUGUUUUUUGUGCACGAUUAUACACACCCAAACGUGCUCGUACGCCUUGUACGACCAGAGCAAAUCCUUCCGGGCGUGCACGUCGAGGUGGUGAUUCCCGUCGGAGCUCCCAUUCCAGUCGCCGCUGCGGCAGCUGCUGUGGCGCAGCCCGCGAGCGCCGCUUUGCUCAAGCACCAUUCCAUGCCGGCCAUGCCGGAGACGGUUCACGGCUCGGGCGGCGCAACCCUCGCCAUACAUGCGGAGCAGGAUGUGCACGAGCAGGACGGCGUGUCCACUCCCACACGGCGCCGCACCAACCCGGAUGCGAUUGAUAGCGCUGGACGGCGGAAGAAGACGACAACUUCGCUGUCCAAUCUGGCGGGGCAUCCUCAUCACCUGACCGUCAAGUCGUACAUGAAGCCGACGUUUUGCGACUAUUGCAACGAGCUGCUGUGGGGCCUUGUGCGUCAAGGGCUGCGUUGCGAGGACUGCAUGCGCAACUUCCACAAGCGCUGCGCGUACAAGGAGCUCAACUCUUGCGAAGCCGCGCGCAAUUCGAUUGCCGGGGACAGCCACCAGGUGGCAAUCUCGCGAGUUCCCGUCAUGCCGCACAACUUUACUGUCCAUACCUACAAGAAUCUGACCGUGUGCGGUUCUUGCAAAAAGCUGCUGUGGGGCGUCGCCCGUCAGGGUCUGCAGUGCGCCGACUGCGGCUACAACUGCCACAAAAAGUGUUUACAGCACGUGCCUCAAGACUGCGGCUUUGGCCAGGUGGAUGGGACAUCCGAUCUGUCCGCCGUCGUUGGUACCGUCGACGGUGUGCUGACCGAGUGCUUGCGUCUCAUUGCACAAAACCUGUUGCCCGAUCUCGACAUUGACUCGCUCCCAUCGUUCGACCGCGACAGUGCGGACGCCAAAAACCGAGCGCUGGGUGAGGUGGAAGACCGCAUUGCCCGCGGCAAGUUUGGAGAGGUAGUCGUGCUCUUGCGGCACUUUAGCGCCAUCUGGCCCGACGAUGCGUUUGGGCCUCGCGACGUCACCGACAUGGAACGUGCCCAAAACUUUUUCGGCGAGCACAAAACGCGAAGCCGGGCCUCGCUUGUUUCGCUGCCUGCCGACACGGCCAACAUUCCGCUGCAUCGCCUCAUGAACGUGCCCGUCGACUACGACGAGUCGCACGACCAUUUGGACACGCCUGACUCGCAACGGCUCAGCGUCGCCAGCACCGCGUCGUCGACCCCCAGUACCACCAUGCCUGCAGUGGCCUCGUCCCCUGCAACCUCGACCAAUGUCGCUGCCACUGCUGACGGCAAGGGCCGAAAGGUGCAUCUCGUCAACGGGCACGAGUUUAUCGCCACUCACUUUGCCGUGCCGACUUUUUGCCAACACUGCGACAAGUUCAUUUGGGGCGCUGGCAAACAAGGCUACAACUGCUCUCGAUGCCUGCUCAAGUGCCACAAAAAGUGCCACGAAGAUACGCUCCCGUGUGCCGGCGCUGCUCCAACAGCAGCAGCAGCAGCAGCAGGAAGUGGUGGUGCGUCUCCCGCGCCCAUUCCCGAAAUCACCGUGUCGAGCGCACGAGCAAGCGUUGCGUCGAUGGGUCAACUCGAUGGGAUGGUCAUCAAGGAAGGCUGGCUCGUGCACCACACAAACAAGGACGCCAAGUCCCAAAACGCCCGAAAACGCCGGUUCUGGCGUCUCACUGGGCAAAACCUGUCUUCGUUCGUCUCCGACCGCGAUAACAAGACGACCCGCGAUGUGCUUCCAUUAUCCAAGAUUUUGGCAGUCGAACCCUCCGCAGUCACACAGCUGCAAUUCUGCUUUGAGGUCAAGAUCAAAAAGCUCACGUACUUGCUGGAGACGGAGAACGAAGCCAUGCGCCAGAGCUGGAUGACGGCACUCCAGGAGCAAUUGCACUUGCACAGCUUGCAGCACCCACAAGCGCCACCUUCGCCGACCAGCCUCAACUUGCCAGCCGGUUCCGGUUUGCAUUUUGCCUUUGCAACAGCCUCCAGCGCAUCCUCGUCGUCCGACUCGCCACUCCCGUCCCCAACAUUGUCCACCACGUCGUCUUCGACCUCAUCCACAUCGCGCUCGUCCACUGGCACCAUUGUUCCUCCUGCUGUGGCUUCCCCUGCUCCUGCAGUUGGCACUCCACCACCAGCACAGGCAUCUGCCAAUAAUAACGCCGCUCCGCAGUCUGCCACCACAGCUGUCAGCGCGUCUGCAGCUUCCGCCGCAACCACCGCUCCUGGCUUGAGCUUGGCGCCUGUUGCUGCUGUUGCUGCUGCUGCCGGCGCAACGACUCAGGCUGCUGCCAAACCGGGCAAGGUACCCUCGCAGGGCUCGCAAUCCAGCUUGAACAGCAAUGAUCUUGUGCCGGCCGGCGGCGGCCGCACCUAUCGUCAUCCAAUUGACAGCGAUUUUGAUGUCCGCCGCGACCAAAUCCUGGGCUCUGGUCAGUUUGGAGUGGUUGUGCGUGCGACCGACAAAAAGUCAACCCAAGUUUUUGCCGUCAAGAUUAUCAAUCGCAAAAAGAUCACUGGCGACCGCGCCGAUCAGAGCAAGAGCAAGGUCAACUCGUUCAAGAACGAGGUGCACAUCUUGCAGAGCGUUCGCCACCCUGGCAUUAUUGCUCUCGAGAGUAUUUACGAGUCUCCCGACAAGAUUUUCCUCGUCAUGGAAAUGGUUGAAGGCGGAGAUAUGCUCGACCGCAUUUUGAAUCACCCGAACGGCAAGCUUCCAGAGCGUGAAACGAAAUUCCUGGUCUACCAAAUUCUCGUUGCCCUCAAGUAUCUGCACACUCUCAACAUUGCUCACCGCGACCUCAAGCCCGAAAACGUCCUGUUGAUGACCAAGCAUUCCUUCCCGCAAACAAAGCUUUGCGACUUUGGCUUUGCCAAGAUUGUCGGCGAGAACUCCUUCAUGAUGUCCAUUGUUGGUACUCCUGCGUAUGUUGCUCCGGAAGUACUGGAGGACGACGAUACUGGAUAUCAACGAUCGGUCGAUUUGUGGUCGGUUGGUGUUAUUCUCUACGUCAGCUUGAGUGGAACCUUCCCGUUCAAUGAAGACGAAGAAUUGCGUGAUCAAAUUCAAAACGCGCAGUUCAUGUUCCCAGUGCCCGUUUGGGGCCACAUUUCCCCUCAUGCGGUCAAUUUAAUUCAGUCUUUGCUCACGGUGGAUCCUGCCACUCGAUGCACUGUCGACGAGGCUUUGAGACAUGCAUGGUUGCAGGAUAACACCCUGGUUGGUGAUAUUCGCGAUCUUCAAACACGAUUGGGAGAGCGAUAUCUCAUGUGAAGCAACUUGUGAUCAUCUGCCUGUGAAAGCGCGGCUUGCAGACAGUUUUUUUUUAAAUUUUACGUUGUGUGCGUGUGUGCGUGUGCGUGUGUGUUGGAGGUAGUCAUUGUGUGAAAUGCUAAAUGUUUGAGAUUUGUCCAUGCU
Molecule: messenger RNA, 3846 nt
Organism: Capsaspora owczarzaki ATCC 30864
Lineage: Eukaryota; Filasterea; Ministeriida; Capsasporidae
Product: testis-specific serine/threonine-protein kinase 2
Exons: 6
Coding region: 226-3702 (1158 amino acids)
Biological process (GO): protein phosphorylation
Molecular function (GO): ATP binding; protein serine/threonine kinase activity
Source: RefSeq, a predicted model, not a curated record